UAUAAACCUACAUUCAAAACUCUCUCUUCGUUUCUCUCUCUCUCUAAAAUUCAAAUUCUGUCACUCCGAUCCAAAUCCAAAUCCCAAGGACCCAAACCCUAUCUCUCUCUCUAGAACUCUCAGCUUCAUAGCAACGACAAUGAGGAAGGGCGCUAAGCGAAAGGCCGCCACCAAAGAUGGCGCCGACGCCUCCAAAGCUUCGUCUUCUUCGCAGGACAACCACAAGGAGGAGCAGCAGCAGCCGAAGCAGCAGAACACCAAAGCUCCUCGAGCCAAGCGCGUCAAGGCCGCCAAGCCGGAAGCCGAGCCGGAGUACUUCGAAGAUCAGCGCAGCUUGGAAGAUUUAUGGAAGGUGGCAUUCCCUGUUGGAACAGAGUGGGAUCAAUUGGACUCACUCUACCAAUUCAAGUGGGACUUCUCAAAUCUGGAAGAUGCAUUUGAAGAAGGAGGAAAGCUCCAUGGGGAGAAAGUUUAUCUUUUUGGCUGUACUGAGCCUCAAUUGGUCCCAUACAAGGGGGAGAACAAACUCAUCUGCAUACCUGUGGUGGUGGCUGUUGUUUCUCCUUUCCCACCUUCUGAUAAGAUAGGGAUUAACUCAGUUCAAAGAGAGGCUGAAGAAAUUAUUCCCAUGAAGGAAAUGAAAAUGGACUGGGUUCCAUAUAUACCUCUAGAAAAAAGAGACAGGCAAGUAGAGAGGCUGAAAUCUCAAAUAUAUAUCUUGGGCUGCACUCAGAGAAGGAGUGCUUUGAGACAUUUGAAGUUAGAUCGCCUUAAGAAAUAUGAAUACUGCUUGCCUUAUUUCUACCAGCCAUUCAAAGAAGAUGAAUUUGAACAAAGUACCGAGGUUCAAAUUAUGUACCCACUUGAACCACCGGUUGUUUGUUCAUUUGAUUGGGAAUUAGAUGAACUUGAGGAGUUCACUGACGAUUUGGUAAAGGAGGAGGCAUUGACUGAAGAUCAAAAGGAUGCCUUUAAGGAGUUUGUAAAAGAGAAAGUUCGAGAAGCCAAGAAAGCCAAUCGAGAGGCAAGGGAAGCCCGAAAAAAAGCCAUUGAGGAAAUGAGUGAAGAGACUAAAGCAGCAUUCGACAAAAUGAGGUUUUACAAGUUCUAUCCUGUCCAAACACCCGAUACACCAGACAUAUCAAAUGUGAAGGCUCCAUUCAUAAACAGAUAUUACGGAAAGGCUCACGAGGUUCUAUAAUCAAGCUCAUUGCAUAAUUGUAUUCGACAGAUGUUUGAAAUCUGAUUUUGCUUCCAAAAGGAGGGAAUCGCUCAAUCAAUGAUUUUGAUCAUCAUAUGCACUCAAAUUACAGGGCAUGCUCUUGGUGCCCUGACACAUCGUUUCUGCAUCAGUCAAGGUAUUGCAGGCAAAGACAUGUAAACUUGCAGUAGUAGAGUUUCCAGAUAAUUGAUUUAGUUAUUCAUGUUAGUAUAGAGGAAGAUCUGUAGUUGAGUUGAGGUGUCAAAAUUUUUGAAUGAGUUCUCUAGCUUCCGGUGUGGAAAUUCCCCGUUGCUUGAGUUUCUUCGGAGUUUCAUGUUUCGGAACUUUUUUGUACGAAUGGAAGUUGGAUUGUCAAACAUUAACGAAAUGUAGAACCAAUUUAAUAAUUUUAUGUAAUAAAAAACAUUGAUAAUCGUUUA
Messenger RNA from Pistacia vera, 1641 nucleotides. RefSeq names its product protein HEAT INTOLERANT 4-like. NCBI's taxonomy places the organism in Eukaryota, Viridiplantae, Streptophyta, Magnoliopsida, Sapindales, Anacardiaceae. The transcript has 14 exons. The coding region runs from base 140 to 1201 and encodes 353 amino acids. The record is from RefSeq and is a predicted model, not a curated record. Gene Ontology annotation, biological process: regulation of cellular response to heat.